UGUAAGCUCAAAGAAACCGGAAGCACAUGCUCCUGUGUUCAUCUUCUGUAUUCAUCCCUGAUAUGUCACGACACAAGCAGACUUUGGUUUGUUUAUUUGUAGACUUUUAGCCACAGAGAGGACAAGAUGGCAGCGGUAGUGGCUUCACUUGUAACCCACACGGAGCUGGAGCCUGACCGCGGUGGGAGCGAAGAGGAGAGCCGAGGGGCCGCCGAGGCUCCGGAGGAGGGCGGCCAGCAGCAGGCGACGGUUCCCGCGGCUACCGGGACUCACAACCGGUUGUCCAAACUCCCGCUGGCCCGCAUCAAGGCCUUGAUGAAGUCGGACCCAGAUGUGUCCCUCGCCAGCCAGGAGUCGGUCUUCAUUAUUGCCAAAGCCACGGAGUUGUUUGUGGAGAUGAUCGCCAAAGAUGCUUUGGUGUAUGCACAGCAAGGGAAGAGGAAAACGCUGCAAAGAAAAGACUUGGACAACGCAAUAGAGGCUGUGGACGAAUUUGCAUUUCUGGAAGGUACGUUAGAUUAAACCGAACAUCAAGACAUGAAAACACCACAUGAAAACACCAUCUUUUUAUUUUAUUUCAUGGACUAUAAAGUGAAAACAUCUCUACAACUUUUUUAAAACGUCACCAUCAGUUUGGAUAGUUUCAUUUGGUGCCUAAAAGCUGUGUACAUUGAAUGUAAAUACAGUAUUUGUGAAAUCUUGCUAUUCGUGAAAUAAAUGUACAUU
Entelurus aequoreus (snake pipefish) is the source of this 726-nucleotide messenger RNA. Its product is annotated as DNA polymerase epsilon subunit 4-like. Lineage: Eukaryota; Metazoa; Chordata; Actinopteri; Syngnathiformes; Syngnathidae. The coding region runs from base 127 to 522 and encodes 131 amino acids. Gene Ontology annotation, cellular component: nucleus; epsilon DNA polymerase complex. Gene Ontology annotation, molecular function: protein heterodimerization activity. The transcript has 4 exons. The record is from RefSeq and is a predicted model, not a curated record.